UCCCCCGCGCCGCGAGGGAGCCGCCUCUGGGAUCGCGCCGGGAUUUGGGAUCGGCGGGGCCGGGCGGGGGCUCCGGGGCUGAGCGAGGACACCGAGCCGAGACUUUGGGGUCGUCCGAGGUGGGAUAUUAACGCAGAAGAGUUUGUAGGGCGGCGGGGUUUGGCCCUUUAAAGGAGUUUGGGGGGUUCCCGUGGCUGGAGCAUCUCUAGAAAGGGGGGUUUUGGGGGGUUCCCACUCUCCUUUUGGGGUGGUUCUGUAAGGGGAGGGGGUUUAACCCCUGUAGAGAGCUCUGCAAGGUGGGUUUUGGGGGGUUUAACCCCCUUCCGCAGCUGGGGUAGUUCUGUAAGGGAAGUUCUUGGGUGUUUAAACACCCUCGUUUUUUGGGGUCGCCCUGCAAGGGGCGGGGGGUUUAAUCCUCGCACCGCAGCUGGGGAAGCUCUGAAAGGGGAGUUAGUGGGGGUUUGAACCUUCUCCCCCCAUUUAGGGUAGUUCUACAGGGGGAUUGGGGGUUUAACAUCCCCCUCCCAUUUAGGGCAGUUCUGUAAAGGGGGUUUGGGAGACUUUAACCCCCCCUCCCGAGCUGGGGUAGCUCUGAAAGGGGAAUUAUUGGGGGUUUGAACCUUCUCCCCCCAUUUAGGGGAGUUUUGGGGGUUCCCCCCAUCUGAGGUAGCUCUGAAAGGCGAGUUUUUGGUAGUUUAAAUACACCUUCCCCCUAUUUAGGGUAGCUCUACGAGGGGGUCUGGGGAGGUUUAAACACCCCCCCUUAUUUAGGGCAGCUCUUGCAAGAGGAGUUUAAAUCCCCACCAAUAUUUAGGGCAGCUCUUGCAAGAAGAGUUUAACCCCAUAUUUGGGGUUGCUCUGCAAGGGGAGUUUGGGGGGUUUAAAUUCCCCCCCCCCCCCCACCUGGGGUAGCUUUAAAAAGGGGAUCUGUGGGGUUUGUGUCCCACCCUUUCCCUGGGAUAUCUCUGCAGGGGCUGUGGGCUCACAUCUGGCCAGAUGUGAAGGGCAGGGGGAAUUCCAGAGGAACAGAGCAGGGGUUAGAGGGGGUUUAAGCCCCCUCCUAAACCUAGGACAGGACUGGGGGCUAGUCCAGGACAAACAGAGCAGCCUAAGGAAGGGUCACGGAGCCCCCAAACCACCGUGUGGGGUCAAGAGGAGCCCCCAAACCACCGUGUGGGGUCAAGAGGAGCCUCCAAACCACCGUGUGAGGUCAAGAGGAGCCCCCAAACCACCGUGUGAGGUCAAGAGGAGCCCCCAAACCACCCUGUGGGGUGAAGAGGAGCCCCCAACUGUGGGCCCACUCCCCUACUCUGUGGAUGCUGCAUCCCUGGAGAUGAUGCCCCCCGAGGAGGACAACCUGGAUGGCCCCAGGAAUGGGGACAGGGACGGUGGCCUCAUCCUCCUGCACGGCCCCAAGAACGGGAGCGCUCGGAAGCAGGGCUGUGAUCCCUUUGCCCAGACCCAACGGAGCAAACUCCAACAUCGCCGGGCCCGGAUCAACCAGCAGAUCAACAAGGAGAUGAGGAUGAGGGCGGGAGCAGAAAACCUCUUCAGGGCCACCAGUAACCACAAGGUGAAGGAGACGGUUGCCCUGGAGCUGAGCUAUGUCAACUCCAACCUGCAGCUGCUCAAGGAGGAGCUGGAGGAGCUCAACAGCAGCGUGGACGUGUAUCAGAACGACAGUGAGUCCAUCAGCGUUCCCAUGAUCCCUUUGGGAUUGAAGGAGACCAAGGAGCUGGAUUUGCUGGUUCCACUGAAGGAUUUCAUCAGUGAACACUAUGGAGAGGAAGGUGUCCUGUUUGAGAAAGAAAUCAAGGAGUUCAUGGAGCUGAGGCAGGCCAUGCGCACCCCGAGCCGCAACGAAGCCGGGCUGGAGCUCCUCAUGGAAUAUUACAACCAACUGCACUUCCUCGACAGCCGCUUCUUCCCUCCCACCAAACCCCUGGGGGUCUUCUUCCACUGGUAUGACUCCCUGACGGGGGUGCCAUCCCACCAGCGGGCCCUGGCCUUCGAGAAGGGCAGUGUCCUCUUCAACCUGGGGGCCUUGCACACCCAGCUCGGGGCGCGCCAGGACCGCGCCACCCUGCCCGGCCUCGCCCAGGCCAUCGACGCCUUCCAGAGGGCAGCGGGUGCCUUUAACUACUUGAAGGAGAACUUCUCCAACGCUCCCAGCCUGGAUAUGAGUGCUCCUUCCUUGAACAUGCUGGUGAGGCUGAUGGUGGCCCAGGUCCAGGAGUGUGUCUUUGAGAAGAUGACCUUGCUCCGUGCCCAGAAUGACUUCCUGGCCCGGCUGCAGCUCGCUCAGGAGGCAGCAAAGGUGGAGGACGUCUACUCGCUGGUGCACCAGACCAUGACCCAGCCCCACGUGAAGGACUAUGUUCCCUUCUCCUGGACCACCAUGGUCCACGUCAAGUCGGAGCAUUUCAAAGCCCUCUCCCACUACUUCGCUGCCAUCGCCCUCUGCGACUGCCCCGUGCCUUCGGAAUCUGAGCUUCCAGAGCAGGAGAAGGCUUUCAUGCAGUUCCAUGUCACCAUGCCAGAGGGACCAUCGCUCCAUGUCCUGCUGCAGGAUCCCGAGGAGAGGAGGAAACUGGGCAAAGCUCACCUGAAAAAAGCCAUCAUGAAGCACGAGGAGGCCAUGAGGAUCCACGGGUUGUGCAAGAUCCUGAGGAAGAUGGACAUCCUGCAGGAGGUCCUGUCCUUCGCCCACAAACGCUCCCUGAGCAAAUACUCAGAGAUCGACCACGAGGAGGAUUUCUUCGAGACGGGAGAUGCCCCAGACAUCCACCCCAAAACCCACCAGAAGCCUGAGAUCAAACCCCCCAACUUCUCCCAGGUGAAGGUGACCGACCUCUUCCACAGGCUGGGACCCCUGUCGGUCUUCUCUGCCAAAAACAAGUGGUAUCCAGCCAGGAGAGUCCACCUGAGGAGGGGAGAGAAUGGAUUUGGGUUCACCCUGAGAGGAGACUCCCCCGUCCUCAUCGCUGGUGUCAUCCCGGGGGGCUGCGCUGCCGCAGCCGGGCUGAAGGAGGGGGAUUACAUCGUCUCAGUCAAUGGCAAGGACUGCAGGUGGGCCAAGCACGCCGAGGUCGUGCAGCUCCUCAAGAGCACCGGCGACGAGGGCGUCGACAUCGGGGUCAUCACCCUGCACGGCUCCCAGGCCCCCAGGGCUCAGGUGGACAAGAAGGUGGCAGGGAUGUCCUCGGGGAUGCUGAAGAGCAACAAGGAGAACAGCAGGAAGAGCCUGAUGAACAGCAAGAGCCCCAGCACGCUGCUGGUGUGGGGCAAGAAGAGCAAGCGCAGCAAGAAGAGCACCUACAGCGGCGUCCCCUUCACCGCCGUGGGGGACAACGAGGCCAUGUACUGAGGGGCUCACCGGGCUCUCCUGUGUCCCUCCAGCUCCAGGACUGGCUGUCUGGGAAGCCUUGGAAGCACCGGUGGCCUGGCUGGGCUGUGCCGGUGUUGGGGCUGCCAGGAUUCCCCCACCCCGGGGGACGGAUCCUCUUGGAAAAAGACUCCUCCAUCUCCCAGCUCUGGAUUCUUCCAUGUCCCAGCUCCUCCCUCCUCAGCGAAACAAGGGGAAAACCCUGAUUUAGUCGUGGUUUUUAAUCAUUUUUUUUUGCUCUUCAGGGGUUGGGGGGAGCUUUGGUCUGAGCAGGGACCGGUUUGUGUCGCCCGCUCGGUGUGAGGAGCCACCAAACCCGGCCCUCAGCCAUUAAAGCAAAAGCUGUGACCUCC
This is a messenger RNA of Neopelma chrysocephalum (saffron-crested tyrant-manakin), 3738 nucleotides long. It is a transcript of the gene RHPN1, whose product is annotated as rhophilin Rho GTPase binding protein 1. The transcript has 15 exons. The record is from RefSeq and is a predicted model, not a curated record. Lineage: Eukaryota; Metazoa; Chordata; Aves; Passeriformes; Pipridae. Gene Ontology annotation, molecular function: protein binding. Gene Ontology annotation, biological process: signal transduction; negative regulation of stress fiber assembly. Bases 1334 to 3367 code for a protein of 677 amino acids.